This is a messenger RNA of Xenopus tropicalis (tropical clawed frog), 2368 nucleotides long. It is a transcript of the gene tgm4, whose product is annotated as transglutaminase 4. Gene Ontology annotation, molecular function: protein-glutamine gamma-glutamyltransferase activity. Bases 88 to 2148 code for a protein of 686 amino acids. The transcript is spliced from 14 exons. NCBI's taxonomy places the organism in Eukaryota, Metazoa, Chordata, Amphibia, Anura, Pipidae. The record is from RefSeq and is a predicted model, not a curated record.
UUCAUGCUGAUAAAAGGCUUUGGAUGCCUUGCUGCUGCCAAAUGAAACAACAUUACAGAAGCAUAAAGCACUGACCAUACUAUAGAAAUGGCUCUGAAAACCGAAAAGGUUGAUUUUCUAAAAACAGAGAACACAAGCCAACACAAUACCAACGAUUAUGACAACCCAAACCUUAUUCUGAGAAGGGGACAAGAGUUUCAUAUGAAAAUAACCUUUGAUAGAGAACUGACUGCAAAUGACAAGGUGACCUUGCAGUUUACAACAGGUUCACUAGCUUUGCCAUCCAACGGGACCCUUGUGCUGAUUGAUGUAGGACCUGUCAUCCAGACAAACCAGUGGAGUGCUUUGAUUCGCCAGAGAAACAACAAAGAGUAUUUGGUUGCUGUCAGUAGUCCAGCCACUGCCAUUGUUGGUAAAUACAUGCUGAGUAUAAUCACAGGGAAAGGGAUUGUCUACCCGCUGGCAGAUUGUACCAUUUACCUUCUAUGCAACCCUUGGUGCAAAGAUGACACUGUGUAUAUGCCCAGUGAAGAUGGAAGAAAGGAGUAUGUCCUCAAAGACACUGGCUAUAUAUAUGUUGGCAUAGCUACUAAAAUCACUGCAAAACCCUGGAACUUUGGGCAGUAUGAAGCAGAAGUCUUGGAUUGCUGCAUGUUUCUUCUAGAUCAUGGUCAACUUAAACCUGAACAUAGAAGGGACCCGGUUAUCUUGACCAGAAAAUUAUCUGCAUUGGUAAAUUCCAAUGACGACAGAGGAGUUCUUACAGGAAACUGGUCUGGAAAUUAUUCUGGCGGAUUCUCUCCGACAAGCUGGACAGGAAGCAGUGUUAUUCUGCAAAAGUAUUACAAGAGCAAAAGGUCUGUCAUGUAUGGGCAGUGCUGGGUGUUCUCUGGAAUUCUCACUACAGUUCUAAGAUGCUUAGGAAUUCCAGCAAGAAGUGUCACAAAUUUUAAUUCAGCUCAUGAUACAGGAGGAAAUCUAAAAGUUGAUGUAUAUUUGAAUGAAAAAGGAGAAAUUCUAGAGGACUUAUGCUCUGAUUCGGUUUGGAAUUUUCAUGUGUGGAAUGAUGCCUGGAUGAAACGACCAGAUCUGCCAAAAGGAUAUGAUGGAUGGCAGGCAGUUGAUGCCACCCCACAGGAACUAAGCCAAGGUGUCUAUGAGUGUGGUCCAUGCUCACUGGCAGCCGUUAAAAAUGGAGAUGUUUAUUUGCCAUAUGAUGGCAAAUUUGUGUUUGCAGAAAUAAAUGCUGACAGGAUCUGCUGGCUGGUAAAGGAUAAACAAGGUGAUGAACCACCAAUCCAAAUCCGGCAAGAGAAAAGCUGCAUCGGCGAGUGUAUCAGCACCAAAACUGUCAAUAUGAAUGUCAGAGAGGACAUUACAGUGCAAUACAAACACCCAGAGGGAUCCCCGGAAGAGAGAGAAACUUUCCAGAAAGCCUGUUCUUUCCUUAAUUCGGGUGCCUGUUUGGUCAGCCCAGAACCUCCUCCAUAUCCACCAGCUGGCACCAAGCUGCAGAUACAGGGUGAUAAAGAGUUAAUUCCGGGGAACCCCUUGUCUUUCACUGUCUCCAUAGAAAAUGAAACAAAUGAGGCAAAAUCUUUGGACAUUACCAUUGGUUGCCAGCUGCAAGCUUACACAGGAAAAGUAAUUGCCAGUGUGGCAUCCAUUAAGCAGAGUGUACAAGUUCCAGGAAAAAAAGUCGCCUACAUCCCUGUGACUGUAGCCUCAGAGCAGUACAUGAAGUCUGUAAUUAUGGUUGAGGAUGAGGCCAUUUUCAGGAUCAAUGCAAUAACUGAAAACAAGGAAACACAGGAGAAGACCAGUGACAGUAUGGCGAUUGCAUUCACCUAUCCUCCCAUUAAAGUGGAGAUGCCAGAAACUGCAAAGAUUAAUGAAGAUUUCAGUUGCACUUUUACUUUCAAGAAUACUCUUAGCAUUCAGCUAGACAAAUGCCAGCUGCACGUGGAAGGCCUUAGCAUGUUCAAACUGGAGACAUUUGAUGAAGGGGAUAUAAAGCCUGGAGGAAUCUUCCGCUCAAAGAUCAUAUGUGCUCCACGGAGACCAGGGGAGAAAAAAAUUGUGGCUAAAUUAAUUUCCAGCCAAAUCAAAGGAAUUUCAGUGGAAAAGACAAUUAUCAUCAUAAAUUAACUAAACAGUGAUUAGAUACAGUAGUUAGCUAAACAUUGCUGCUGAAACAAUUUUGAAUUCAUUUCUAAAUUAUUCACCUGCUAAUAAAAUAUUAAAGUUAGACUUAACUAGCUGGUUAGUUUACCCAAAUCAUUACAUUAAAUUGCAGCUCCUCUCAGCGCCGGAUUUCAAAAGCAGCCGCCCCUAGCCCGUCCCCCAUUCGCGCCCCCUGUGCAUGCGC